This is a messenger RNA of Trichoderma citrinoviride, 888 nucleotides long. RefSeq lists its product as hypothetical. The record is from RefSeq and is a predicted model, not a curated record. Lineage: Eukaryota; Fungi; Ascomycota; Sordariomycetes; Hypocreales; Hypocreaceae. The coding region runs from base 1 to 888 and encodes 295 amino acids. The transcript has a single exon.
AUGGAGCCUGAACGCACCUCGCCACACAGCGCCGCUGUCAGCAGCGACAUGACAGCGCCCCAGCUGCCAUCCGGGCCCGAUGCCUUGCCUAUUACCGCUUCGGAUGCUCCCUCGAUGCCCAGGCCCAGAGCCCGUGAGCGUCAACAAACACAGAACAGCCUUCUCAUGGAGCUGCUCUCUCGCCGCAUGAGUCGACAAACCCUCCUACAGCAGCAACAAAACCAGUCACGUACCUCUCAGCCGCCUCUCACUCCACAGUCACCACAGCCAUCCAUGUCCUCGUCCUCUCACUCGCUGGUUCACAGCGACUGGAGUGCUUCGAACAGUGUGACCAUGGAAAUCGAUGUCGACGAAUCAUCCAACAACGAUGUUUCGCUACCUUUACCAUCAUCAUCACGUACUCAGAGCAUCCGCCCUUCGCGGCGAUACCUCCCGCUUCCCUACAUUGCUCCAGUUGCCCCUGCGACCAACAUUGAUCCGGACGUCGCCUCCAGAGUAUUGGCUAGAAUGCAGGCCAACACGCAACCUGCACUGGACUCGGUCCCAGUGCCUACGAAUUCACCCUUGGCCCCAGCUAUUGAAAUCGACCCGACUGAGCUGGUAGACGCCGAUGUCGAGGCUGAUGAGGGCUAUGGCGAAGGGCCCGAAGAAGAGUUUUCAUGGCUCGGCGAGAAGCCUUCCAGUGGCCUUACCGGAGCCCUGAGGAAUCAAGGCCUCCUGAGCUUCACCACGUCCGCUGAGGCUGCCUUGCGCUGCCCUAAGCUUGUGCGGAAUGUUCCUCGCAUGCGGAAGAGGACGCAGAAGAAGAAGGAGCACAGACUCCGGGCGUCGAGAGGUACGAACGGCGAGCCGAGCCAAGCGCAGGCACCCACAGCCGGUGCAUGCUAA